Penicillium arizonense is the source of this 651-nucleotide messenger RNA. RefSeq lists its product as uncharacterized. The record is from RefSeq and is a predicted model, not a curated record. The coding region runs from base 1 to 651 and encodes 216 amino acids. NCBI's taxonomy places the organism in Eukaryota, Fungi, Ascomycota, Eurotiomycetes, Eurotiales, Aspergillaceae. The transcript has 4 exons.
AUGAAAAGCAACAACCGCACGGAUAAGGUUUUAGGCGCAUUGCCAGAUCUUGGGGAAGAGCUUGGUUUGGCGAGGUUGGCAAAUCUAUGUCGGGAUAUCAAGGCUGUGUAUCCGCCUGGUGCGGUUGUGGUCAUUGCCACUGACGGAAUUUGCUAUAAUGAUUUAACUGGGACCUCCGAUGACGAAGUCUGGGAAUAUGGAAAUCGACUACGGGAGAUUGCCAUUGAAAAGGGAUACGGCUGUAUCCAAUUUAAUCGGAUCAUGAAUAUACUUGGUCUCUAUUGCCGCGAGAAGAUCUCUAAAUCAGAAUAUCUGAAGCUCUGUGAUGUAUCACGAGCAGAUCUUCAUCAGCGGUAUGGAAGACUAGGAUUUGAUGUUGACGGGUUUUUGAAGAGUAAUGAGGACUAUCUUCGAACAUAUAAUGGAUAUGACAAGUUCAUGAAGAUCGACCUCAAAUUUAGUCCGGUGACCGAAGACUGUCCCGGACCAAAACAAUAUAAGAAGAGGAUUAAGAUCAUAGCAAAGGCUAUGAUUGUUCGUGGAGUGCCCACAAAUCCUCACACCGGCCGAGCUUUGACCUUGUGGAGCGGAAUGGGCAGCCAUAUUUCUUCCGAGAAAGGUCGCCGCUGUUCAAAUGGAAUGCUGAAGUAG